Messenger RNA from Chrysochloris asiatica (Cape golden mole), 5165 nucleotides. RefSeq names its product slit homolog 3 (Drosophila) (gene SLIT3). Gene Ontology annotation, molecular function: heparin binding; Roundabout binding; calcium ion binding. Bases 427 to 4998 code for a protein of 1523 amino acids. The transcript is spliced from 36 exons. Lineage: Eukaryota; Metazoa; Chordata; Mammalia; Afrosoricida; Chrysochloridae. Gene Ontology annotation, biological process: axon guidance; negative chemotaxis. The record is from RefSeq and is a predicted model, not a curated record.
GAGCGCCGGCCAGCUCACCCGGCAGCCCAGUGCCCCAACCGCCUUCACUGCCGUCGCGCUCCCGAGCACAGCCCCAAGCCGGACCUCCCCCGGCACCGCGCCCAACUGCGCUUGCCCCAGGUCCCCGACCCGGCCCCCGCUGCGGGCCGCGGGCUAGUGGGACCAGGGAGCGCCCGGCACCUAGCUUCUCCAAGCGAUGCGCAGUGGGGCAGCGCGGACCCCGCGGAUGGAGCAGCUGCCGCCGUCGCCGUCCGGCGCGCCCCUCUCCGCCCGCGCCCGGUGCGCCUGAGCUCCGAGCUCGCCCCUCCUCCGCGCCAACUCCACCGCCUGUUCCUCAGGCCGCCCGCGCUCACUGCGCGCCUUUCCCGGCUCCACGCGUCUUGCCCCUCCGAGGCAGCCUCCUCAGAGCACGGGACCCUGCACAUCAUGGCCCCCACGAGGACAGGGGCCAGCGCCGCUGUGCGCGCCCGCCUAGCGCUGGCCUUGGCGCUAGUGAGCGUCCUAAGCGGGCCCCCAGUCGCUGCCUGCCCCACCAAGUGUACCUGCUCCGCAGCCAGCGUGGACUGCCACGGACUGGGCCUCCGGAGUGUUCCUCGGGGCAUCCCCCGCAACGCCGAGCGCCUUGACCUGGACAGAAAUAAUAUCACUAGGAUCACCAAGACGGACUUCGCUGGGCUCAAGAAUCUCCGCGUCUUGCAUCUGGAAGACAACCAGGUCAGUGCCAUUGAGAGAGGCGCCUUCCAGGAUCUGAAGCAGCUGGAACGACUGCGCCUGAAUAAGAAUAAACUCCAAGUCCUUCCAGAAUUGCUUUUCCAGAGCACCCCGAAGCUCACCAGACUAGACCUGAGUGAAAACCAGAUCCAAGGCAUCCCCAGGAAGGCGUUCCGCGGCAUCGCCGAUGUGAAGAACCUGCAACUGGACAACAACCACAUCAGCUGCAUUGAAGAUGGAGCCUUCCGAGCGCUGCGCGAUUUGGAGAUCCUUACCCUCAACAACAACAACAUCAGCCGCAUCCUGGUCACCAGCUUCAACCACAUGCCGAAGAUUCGAACCCUGCGCCUCCACUCCAAUCACCUGUACUGUGACUGCCACCUGGCCUGGCUCUCUGAUUGGCUACGACAACGGCGGACAAUUGGCCAGUUCACGCUCUGCAUGGCUCCUGUGCACCUGAGGGGUUUCAAUGUGGCAGAUGUGCAGAAGAAGGAGUAUGUAUGCCCAGGCCCCCAGUCAGAGGCUCCGUCCUGCAAUGCCAACUCCCUCUCCUGCCCUUCAGCCUGCACUUGCAGUAACAACAUUGUGGACUGUCGAGGAAAGGGCUUGACGGACAUCCCUGCCAACCUGCCAGAGGGCAUCGUCGAAAUACGCCUGGAACAGAACUCCAUCAAGUCAGUCCCUGCAGGAGCCUUCGUCCAGUACAAGAAACUGAAGCGAAUAGACAUCAGUAAGAAUCAGAUCUCGGACAUCGCUCCGGAUGCCUUCCAGGGCCUGAAAUCGCUCACAUCGCUGGUGCUCUAUGGGAACAAGAUCACUGAGAUUGCCAAGGGACUGUUUGAUGGACUGGUAUCACUACAGCUGCUCCUCCUCAAUGCCAACAAGAUCAACUGUCUUCGGGUGAACACGUUUCAGGACCUGCAGAACCUCAACCUGCUCUCCCUGUAUGACAACAAGCUGCAGACCAUCAGCAAGGGCCUCUUUGCCCCACUACAGUCCAUCCAGACGCUCCACUUAGCCCAAAACCCAUUUGUGUGCGACUGCCACUUGAAGUGGUUGGCCGACUACCUCCAGGAUAACCCCAUCGAGACCAGCGGGGCACGCUGCAGCAGCCCACGACGGCUCGCCAACAAGCGCAUCAGCCAGAUCAAGAGCAAGAAGUUCCGCUGCUCAGGCUCCGAGGAUUACCGCAGCAGGUUCAGCAGCGAGUGCUUCAUGGACCUUGUGUGCCCGGAGAAGUGCCGCUGUGAGGGUACCAUCGUGGACUGCGCCAAUCAAAAGCUGCCCCGCAUCCCAAGCCACCUCCCUGAAUAUGUCACCGAUCUACGACUGAACGACAAUGAGAUAUCUGUCCUAGAGGCCACUGGAAUCUUCAAGAAGUUGCCCAACCUGCGGAAAAUAAACCUGAGUAACAACAAGAUCAAGGAGGUACGUGAGGGCGCCUUUGAUGGAGCCGCCAGCGUGCAGGAGCUGAUGCUGACGGGCAACCAGCUGGAGUUGGUGCAUGGACGCAUGUUCCGUGGCCUCAGUGGCCUCAAGACCCUGAUGCUGAGGAGCAACCUGAUCAGCUGUGUGAGCAACGACACCUUUGCUGGCCUGAGUUCAGUGAGGCUGCUAUCCCUCUAUGACAACCGCAUCACCACCAUCAGCCCUGGAGCCUUCACCACGCUUGUCUCCCUGUCCACCAUUAACCUCCUGUCCAACCCCUUCAACUGCAACUGCCACCUGGCCUGGCUCGGCAAGUGGCUGAGGAAGAGGAGGAUCGUCAGUGGGAACCCCAGGUGCCAGAAACCUUUCUUCCUCAAGGAGAUUCCCAUCCAGGACGUGGCCAUCCAGGACUUCACCUGCGAUGACAAUGAUGAGAGCAGUUGCCAGCUGGGCCCACGCUGUCCGGAGCAGUGCACCUGCGUGGACACAGUGGUACGAUGCAGCAACAAAGGGCUCCGUGCCCUCCCCAAAGGCAUUCCCAAGGAUGUGACCGAGCUGUACCUGGAAGGAAACCACUUAGCAGCCGUGCCCAGGGAGCUGUCAGCCCUCCGACACCUGGCAUUAAUUGACCUGAGUAACAACAGCAUCGGCAUGCUGACCAAUUACACCUUCAGUAAUAUGUCACACCUCUCGACUCUGAUCCUGAGCUACAACCGGCUGAGGUGCAUCCCCAUCCAUGCCUUCAAUGGGCUGCGGUCUCUCCGUGUGCUAACCCUCCAUGGCAACGACAUUUCCAGCGUCCCCGAAGGCUCCUUCAAUGACUUGACAUCUCUUUCUCAUCUAGCACUGGGAACCAACCCUCUCCACUGUGACUGCAGUCUGCGCUGGCUAUCCGAGUGGGUGAAGGCGGGCUACAAGGAACCGGGCAUCGCUCGCUGCAGUAGCCCCGAGCCCAUGGCUGACAGGCUCCUGCUUACAACCCCCACUCACCGCUUCCAGUGCAAAGGGCCAGUGGACAUCAACAUUGUGGCCAAGUGCAAUGCCUGCAUCUCCAGUCCAUGCAAAAACAACGGGACGUGCAGCCAGGAUCCUGUGGAGCGGUACCGCUGUGCCUGCCCCUAUGGUUACAAGGGCAAGGACUGCAGCAUGCCCAUCAACACCUGCAUCCAGAACCCCUGCCAGUAUGGAGGCACCUGCCACCUGAGCGAGAGCCACAAGGAUGGCUUCAGCUGCUCCUGCCCCCUGGGCUUUGAGGGUCAGCGGUGUGAGAUCAACCCAGAUGACUGUGAGGACAAUGACUGCGAGAACAAUGCCACCUGUGUGGAUGGCAUCAAUAACUACGCAUGUGUCUGCCCACCUAACUACACGGGUGAACUGUGUGACGAAGUGGUCGACCACUGUGUGCCCGAGCUGAACCUCUGUCAGCAUGAGGCCAAGUGCAUCUCCCUGGACAAAGGAUUCAGGUGUGAAUGUCCCCCUGGCUACAGCGGGAAGCUCUGCGAGACAGACAACGAUGACUGCGUGGCCCAUAAGUGCCGUCACGGGGCCCAGUGUGUGGAUGCGGUCAAUGGCUACACCUGCACAUGCCCACAGGGCUUCAGCGGGCUCUUCUGUGAGCAACCCCCACCCAUGGUCCUGCUGCAGACAAGUCCCUGUGACCAGUACGAGUGCCAGAACGGAGCGCAGUGCAUUGUGGUGCAGCAGGAGCCCACCUGCCGCUGCCUGCCGGGCUUCGCUGGGCCCCGGUGUGAGAAGCUGAUCACUGUCAACUUUGUGGGCAAGGACUCCUAUGUGGAACUGGCCUCCGCCAAGGUCCGGCCCCAGGCCAACAUCUCCCUGCAGGUGGCCACUGACAAGGACAAUGGCAUCCUUCUCUACAAGGGAGACAAUGACCCCCUGGCACUGGAACUGUACCAGGGUCACGUGAGGCUGGUCUAUGACAGCAUGAGCUCCCCGCCAACCACGGUAUACAGCGUGGAGACCGUGAAUGACGGGCAGUUUCACAGUGUGGAGCUGGUGAUGCUGAACCAGACCCUGAACCUGGUAGUGGACAAAGGAGCACCCAAGAGUCUAGGAAAGCUCCAAAAGCAACCAGCAAUGGGCACCAGCAGCCCCCUCUACCUUGGAGGUAUCCCCACCUCCACGGGUCUCUCAGCCAUGCGCCAGGGUGGGGACCGGCCACUGGGAGGCUUCCAUGGCUGCAUCCACGAGGUACGCAUCAACAACGAGUUGCAGGACUUCAAGGCUCUUCCCCCGCAGUCGCUGGGCGUCUCACCGGGUUGCAAGUCCUGUUCUGUGUGCAAGCAUGGCAUGUGCCGUGCGGUGGAGAAGGACAGCGUGGUAUGCGAGUGCCACCCAGGCUGGGCCGGCCCACUCUGUGACCAGGAGGCCUGGGACCCCUGCCUCGGCCACAGCUGCAGCCAUGGAAAAUGUGUGGCAACCGGGAACUCAUACAUGUGCAAGUGUGCCGAGGGCUAUGGAGGGGCCUUGUGUGACCACAAGAAUGAUUCUGCCAAUGCUUGCUCAGCCUUCAAGUGUCACCAAGGACGGUGCCAUGUGUCAGAUCGAGGGGAGCCCUCCUGCUUGUGCCAGCCCAGCUUCAGUGGCGAGCACUGCGAACAAGAGAAUCCAUGUCUGGGGGAGGUAACCAGAGAGGUGAUCCGCCGCCAAAAAGGCUAUACCUCAUGUGCCACAGCCUCCAAAGUGCCCGUAAUGGAAUGUCGCGGGGGCUGUGGGUCUCAGUGCUGCCAGCCAACCCGCAGCAAGCGGAGGAAAUAUGUCUUCCAGUGCACGGACGGCUCCUCGUUCGUGGAAGAGGUGGAGAGACACUUAGAGUGUGGCUGCCGCCCAUGUUCCUAAGCCCCUCUGCCCAGCUGCCUGCUGCCUCUCAGACUCCAGCUUGUAAGGUUGGGACAGCAACACGGAACCCCUUUGAGAGUCAGAAUGAGGAAAAAGCAGCUGGAGAGGAAGCAAAAAGAAGAAAAGAAUAUUAAGUAUAUUGUAAAAUAAACAAAAAAUAGAACUUA